Molecule: messenger RNA, 2478 nt
Organism: Dromiciops gliroides (monito del monte)
Lineage: Eukaryota; Metazoa; Chordata; Mammalia; Microbiotheria; Microbiotheriidae
Product: lymphoid-specific helicase-like
Biological process (GO): DNA methylation-dependent constitutive heterochromatin formation; negative regulation of gene expression via chromosomal CpG island methylation; pericentric heterochromatin formation
Cellular component (GO): pericentric heterochromatin; nucleus
Molecular function (GO): ATP-dependent chromatin remodeler activity; chromatin binding; ATP binding
Source: RefSeq, a predicted model, not a curated record
AUGGCGCAGCCGCCGGACGACACUCCGGUCAUCACCCCGGCCAUGCUGGAAGAGGAAAAGCGGCUGGAAGCUGUCGGUCUGGAAGAGUGGAAAAUGCUGGAGAAGGCUCGCCUAUCUUGGGAUAGAGAUUCUAAUGAAAUCCGCUACAAGAGACUUCAACAUUUGCUUGAAAAAAGCAAUAUAUAUUCCAAAUUUUUGUUGACCAAAAUGGAACAGCAGCAAAUGGAGGAACAGAAGAGGAAAGAAAAAUUGGAACGAAAGGAGGAAGCUUUAAAAGUUUCAAAGGGGAAAAAAUCAGCUGAUACAAGUGAAGAAAAACCAGUUACGAAAAAGAAAAGAGGAAGAGAAGAAGAAUAUAAUAUUUCAGAAGUCAUGUCAAAAGAGGAAAUUUUGUCAGUGGAAAAAGAAGACAGUUGGGAUGAAAGCUCUUCUUCUAUACAGCUUUCUGUAGAAGAUCUUCAAAAAAGUAGUGAUACAAAUAGUGUGAUUAAAAAUAGAUUAUCACAAGUUGUUCGGCAUAAUGCUAAAUAUUUUCUAGACCCAGUAAGGAAAUGUAAUGGCCAGUCAGUACCCUUUCAACAACCAAAGCACUUCACAGGAGGAGUAAUGCGGUGGUACCAAGUAGAAGGCAUGGAGUGGCUUAGGAUGCUUUGGGAAAAUGGUAUUAAUGGCAUUUUAGCAGAUGAAAUGGGAUUAGGAAAGACUGUUCAGUGCAUUGCCACAAUUGCAUUAAUGGUUGAGAGAGGAGUCCCUGGACCAUUCCUUGUGUGUGGUCCUUUGUCAACACUUCCUAACUGGAUGGCUGAAUUCAAAAGAUUUACACCACAGAUUCCUAUUAUGUUGUAUCAUGGAGAUCAACAAGAACGUCGAAAAUUGGCACAAAAGAUUCGUAAAUGUGAAGGGACAUUGCAGAUACAUCCUGUGGUAAUUACAUCUUUUGAAAUAGCGAUGAGAGACAGAAAUGCUCUACAGCAUUGCUACUGGAAAUACUUAAUAGUAGAUGAAGGACACAGAAUUAAGAACAUGAAUUGUCGUCUGAUCAGGGAAUUAAAACGAUUCAAUGCUGACAACAAACUUCUGUUGACUGGUACACCCUUGCAGAACAAUUUAGCAGAGCUCUGGUCAUUGCUAAUUUUUGAUGACUUGAAAAGCUUUGAGUCCUGGUUUGACAUAAAUAGUCUUACAGAAAUUACUGAGGACAUCGUUGAAAGGGAACAGAAUGUUUUACAUAUGCUUCACCAGAUUCUAACGCCUUUCUUACUAAGAAGAUUAAAAUCUGAUGUUGCACUUGAGGUUCCUCCUAAACGAGAAGUAGUAGUAUAUGCACCUCUUUCAAAGAAACAAGAAACCUUCUAUAUGGCAAUUGUGAACCGUACAAUUUCAAAAAUGUUUGGAUGCAGUAAGAAAGAAACUAUUGAGCUGAGUCCCACAGGAAGACCAAAGCGCCGAAGCAGAAAAUUGGUUAAUUAUAGUACAUUUGAAGGUGAUAAUGUGCCUGAUGAGUUAGAAAAAUUGAUCAGUCAAAUGCAACCAGAGAUGGAAUCACAAAGACCUGUGGUAGAAAUGACUAUUCCUAUAGAAUCAGAAGUUAACCUAAAGCUACAAAACAUUAUGAUGCUUCUUCGAAAAUGUAACCACCCAUACCUCAUUGAAUACCCUCUAGAUCCUGUCACACAAAAAUUUCAAAUAAAUGAAGAAUUAGUGACAAGUUCAGGGAAGUUCUUAAUUCUGGAUCGGAUGCUUCCAGAGCUCAAAAAAAGAGGUCAUAAGGUGCCUUUUUCACAAAUGACAAUGAUGUUGGACAUUUUGAUGGAUUACUGUUAUCUUAGAAAUUACAGCUUUAGCCGAUUGGAUGGAUCCAUGUCUUACGUAGAAAGAGAAGAAAAUAUGCACAAGUUCAACACAGAUCCUGAAGUAUUCCUAUUUUUAGUUAGUACCCGAGCUGGUGAUCUAGGUAUUAAUUUGACUGCAGCAGACACAGUUAUCAUUUAUGAUAGUGAUUGGAAUCCUCAGUCUGAUCUUCAGGCCCAAGACAGGUGUCACAGAAUUGGUCAAACAAAACCAGUUGUUGUAUAUUGUCUUGUGACAGCAAAUACUGUUGACCAGAAAAUUGUGGAGAGAGCAGCUGCCAAGAGAAGGCUGGGAAAACUCAUCACCCACAAAAAUCAUUUCAAAGGUGGUAAAUCUGGAUUAAGUCAAUCUGAGACCACCUUGGAUCCUCAGGAAUUGAUGGAAUUACUGAAAUCUAGAGACUAUGAAAGGGAAGUAAAAGGAUCAAGGGAGAAAGUUAUCAGUGAUAAAGAUUUAGAAUUGUUGCUGGAUCGGAGUGACCUAAUUGAUCAAAUGAAUGCCUCUGUGCCAGUUAAAGAGAAGGUGGGAAUUUUCAAGGUUUUAGAAAAUUCUGAAGAAUCAGAUGCUGAUUGUAUGUUUUGAAUUGGGAUGUAAAGAAUGGCCUCAAAACAGGUCCUUAUAAAAGUG